Messenger RNA from Lynx canadensis (Canada lynx), 1722 nucleotides. RefSeq names its product REST corepressor 2 (gene RCOR2). The transcript is spliced from 11 exons. Gene Ontology annotation, biological process: regulation of transcription by RNA polymerase II; negative regulation of DNA-templated transcription. Lineage: Eukaryota; Metazoa; Chordata; Mammalia; Carnivora; Felidae. Bases 28 to 1461 code for a protein of 477 amino acids. The record is from RefSeq and is a predicted model, not a curated record. Gene Ontology annotation, molecular function: transcription corepressor activity. Gene Ontology annotation, cellular component: transcription regulator complex; histone deacetylase complex.
CGCCCCCCGGGGCAGCUGGGCGGGGUAAUGCCCUCCGUGAUGGAGAAGCCGAGCGCGGGCUCCGGGAUCCUGUCCCGCAGCCGGGCCAAGACGGCGCCCAACGGCGGGCAGCCGCACUCGGAGGAUGACAGCAGCGAGGAGGAGCACUCGCACGACAGCAUGAUCCGCGUUGGAACCAAUUACCAGGCCGUAAUUCCGGAGUGCAAGCCUGAGAGCCCUGCACGCUACAGCAACAAGGAACUGAAGGGGAUGCUGGUGUGGUCGCCCAACCACUGUGUGUCAGAUGCCAAACUUGACAAGUACAUUGCGAUGGCCAAGGAGAAGCACGGCUACAACAUUGAGCAGGCACUGGGCAUGCUCUUGUGGCAUAAGCACGAUGUAGAGAAGUCACUGGCCGACCUGGCCAACUUCACCCCGUUCCCUGACGAGUGGACUGUGGAGGACAAGGUGCUGUUUGAACAGGCCUUUGGCUUCCAUGGCAAAUGCUUCCAGCGGAUCCAGCAGAUGCUGCCUGACAAGCUGAUCCCUAGUCUGGUAAAGUAUUACUAUUCGUGGAAGAAGACCCGCAGCCGGACCAGCGUGAUGGACAGACAGGCUCGGCGGCUGGGGGGCCGAAAAGACAAAGAAGACAGUGAUGAGCUUGAAGAGGGACGAGGAGCCGUGAGUGAGGGGGAGCCAGAUGCUGGAGACCCCAAGAGAGAGCCUCUGCCCUCUCGGCCCCUGAAUACCCGCCCAGGCCCUGGGAAGAAGGAGGCCCAGGGGUCUCAGUACCGCCACCACCCGCUGCGAACCCGGCGUCGCCCACCCAAGGGCAUGUACCUGAGCCCCGAGGGCCUCACCGCUGUGUCAGGAAGCCCAGACCUUGCCAACCUCACGCUUCGAGGCCUCGACUCGCAGCUCAUCUCCCUCAAGCGCCAGGUGCAAAGCAUGAAGCAGACCAAUAGCGGCCUCCGCCAGGCGCUGGAGGGUGGCAUCGAUCCACUGCGCCCCCCUGAGGCCAACACCAAGUUCAACUCCCGCUGGACCACGGAUGAGCAGCUCUUGGCCGUGCAAGGUGCAGAUCACGUCCGUGUCGACAUCCGUGCCCCGAUCGCUGCCCCCCGUGCCGCCCCCUCCUCCGCCUCCCACCUCGCUGUCCCAGCCGCCCCCGCUGCUGAGGCCACCUCUGCCGACGGCUCCCACUCUGCUCCGCCAGCCACCCCCGCUCCAGCAGGGCCGUUUCCUCCAGCCCCGGCUGGCCCCCAACCAGCCCCCACCACCUCUCAUCCGCCCGGCUCUGGCUGCCUCCCGCCACAGUGCCCGCCCCGGCCCUCAGCCCCCACCCACCCUGAUUGGAGCCCCGCUGGAGCCUCCAGCACCGUCACUCUGAGCCCUGCGGCCCUCCACCCGCCAGAGGCUCCAGAACCCCGUGGCUGGCCGUCCUUGGACACCUCUGGCUUCACUGAGGACAGAAGGGACUAGAGCUCUUGGCCAGGUCUUUCGAAGACCCGGAGCUGCCAGUGGGCACAGUCUGGACCUCUGGGUUCUGCACUUGUUUCUGGCAGCUGAGGCUCCACCCCCCCACCCGAGCCCGGGGGCGGGGACUCAGGGGCCUUCUGAACUGGCCUGAGGGUACUUUUCUCUUCCUGGCUGGGGCUGGAAUGGCUGCCUCCUAGUCUGCUGGGGCUUGGCCUUUGGGCCUUGGCCUUCGUGUAGAGGGGGUAGUGACCUUAGCUUGGGGGA